Molecule: messenger RNA, 5059 nt
Organism: Gorilla gorilla gorilla (western lowland gorilla)
Lineage: Eukaryota; Metazoa; Chordata; Mammalia; Primates; Hominidae
Gene: ASAH1
Product: N-acylsphingosine amidohydrolase 1
Exons: 14
Coding region: 2792-3979 (395 amino acids)
Biological process (GO): fatty acid metabolic process
Cellular component (GO): lysosome
Molecular function (GO): fatty acid amide hydrolase activity; N-acylsphingosine amidohydrolase activity
Source: RefSeq, a predicted model, not a curated record
AGUUAAAAAAAUGUUUAUUUCUCAAACUGAAACAUUAUUUCUCUAUCUCUUGACCUUUUAGUACACAUUUUUGUAUAUUCGGUUUUACUAAAUCAAGUCAAACCUGUUCCAGGUAAUGUGAUGUUAUACAUGAUAGGUUUCAUUUAGGGUGGGGUGGCUAAGUUGCAACGCUUUUAAAUCAAGGCUCCACCUCAGGAACCUAGGAAUGUUAGGUAGGAGAUGAGGAAGUCCACAGCUUGCCAAGAACUUCAGCUAUUCCAUAAACAAUCUGAUUACGUAUCCCGACUCUUGCACACGAAACAGGUUAUCCAAGUCUUAAACUUGAUGCUUUUGUGCAGUAUGAACCACCCUUUCCGUGGACAUAAUCAUGCAUUUGCACAUUUAAAUACCAUUUUCUAUGAACAGAUCAGUAUGCCAAAAACCACUGCAAAGUCUACACACACCUUGCCUUGACUUUCUGUACAUUUCUAGUAUUAAAAGAAUGGUGUAGGCAAAAUAAAAAAAGAUAUAUGUGUAAGAAAAAAAAGACAUGCAUGAAAUGGUUUAAUUUUAGGGAACUAGAUUUACAUUUCAUCUGAAAAGAGUAUCAAUAAUAUAUAAUAGACCUUUGAAAGUUAGAUGCAUAGUUCUGCGAAAGUGGUGCCUAAGAACAGUAUGUCAACUGACGAAUUUUUUCCAUAAAGAAUCUGAUUUUGCUAGACUACCUAAUCACCAAUUAACAUCCUCUAGUAGGGAAAAAAAUAUGCUUGGUGACAUGUUUAAAUCGCUGUCAAGAAUACUGAAGAUGAAUGAUCUUCCAAUCAAGUAGCUAUUUGAUUUAGUAAUAACAACUAAAAGAUGGGAAUCCUCUUCUUCACACACUUAUUUUAAGCUCCAAAGUAAUUCCAUAGAUUCAACAUUUAACACGUAUAUUCAAUAUUACACUUUUUUUUCCGGAGUGAAAUGGCUCUGAAUGCCUUACAGAAUUUGCCCUGCUCUCCUUAACUAAAUACUUUGUCUAUUAAUACUUCUUUCUUCUUUUCCCCUUGUUCUUUCUGUGCCAGACCCACACACGUCUGCUGUAAUUGAACAUGCCAGGCACAUUCUCCAUUUAAAGCCUUUUAACAGCUGCUGUCUCUGCCUAGAAUACUCUUACUUGGGCACACACAAAACUAGCUUCCUGGCCUCCCUCAACUGUCUGCUCAAACUUCACCUCCUUAAUCAUGUCUAUCUGUCCCUCUUAUUUAAAAUUGUGACUCUACCACUUCUGAUCUCCAUACUUGAUGCCCCUGGCCUCCCUUUUUCUCCACAGCAUUUAUCACUAACAUCCCAUGUAAUUUUCUUAGGUAUUAUGUUUAUUGCCCAUUUCUCACCUAGAACAUACGCCUCAGGGUGGAAGAAGUUUGUCUUUUUGUUGCUGUUCACUGCUUAUCCCCAGUGUCAGGAGACAUGCUUGGCACAUUGUAGGUCCGCAGUAAAUAUUUUUUGAAUUAAUAAAGAAUAUUUCUACCAUCUGCUAGCUUACUGUUCAUGCAGGAGCUCAAAUGUGCUUUAAGCAUGUGGUAUGUUUCAAAAGUCAAACUUCCUCCUUAGGGAGAACACUGUCAUCUUCUCCUUUAAAAAGAAAAAUAGGAAAAAAAGCAAAACAAAACAUCACCUUCUCAUUUCCCCACCUCCAACAAACAGUGUUGAGUUUUCUAAAGAAAUAAUACAAAUGGAUAAAACUGCAAUUUGUUGUCCUUUCUCUCACAUGCAAAAAAAAAAGAAAAGAAAAGAAAAGAAAAAAAAAACUGCCGAGAUUUCGGCAGCGUGCUGAGCUUCAUCAAAGCAUUAAGACAAUGCUGCUUGAGACGUCAGAGGCUCAUCCAGGAAGUGCAACCCAGAGGGCAGGAUUUCCUGCUGGACUUUGAAAUCCAAUCCGGUCACCUACCCGCGCGACUGUGUUCACGGAUGGCACGAAAGCCAAGCGAGUCCCCCUGCCGAGCUACUCGCGUCCGCCUCCUCCCAAGCUGAGCUCUGCUCCGCCCACCUGAGUCCUUCGCCAGUUAGGAGGAAACACAGCCGCUUAAUGAACGGCUGCAUCGGGCUGGGAGAGAAAGCUCGCGGGUCCCACCGGGCCUCCUACCCAAGUCUCAGCGCGCUUUUCACCGAGGCCUCAAUUCUGGGAUUUGGCAGCUUUGCUGUGAAAGCCCAAGUGGAUAACCAACAGCUUGGAGGACCCGAGUGGAUUCGAUUCUCUCUCACUCCUCGGCCACUCAACUGCUCCUUGUCCCUGACCCCGCGGUGGGGAUGAAUAACUCAACUCAUUUCGGGCCGCUUUUCUCAGAGGCAAAGAUGGGUCAGGGUGGGAUGUUACAUUGGUGUUGAGACUCUUUGGAUCCGUUUCGUGGGUACCGAGGACGCCUGGGUACGCGGGACAGUCUGCACCCGCCUGCCAGAGGCGCCCCAUCGAGGCGGCGCGGGUGAAGCUCCCGGCCCCACCUACGGGGCGGGGCUCCGGCUCGGUCCGACUAUUGCCCGCGGUGGGGGAGGGGGAUGGAUCACGCCACGCGCCAAAGGCGAUCGCGACUCUCCUUCUGCAGGUAGCCUGGAAGGCUCUCUCUCUCUUUCUCUACGCUACCCUUUUCAUGACACUGAAAAGCCCCGUCCUCUCCUCCCAGUCCCGCCUCCUCCGAGCGCUCCCCCCACUGCCUGGAAUGGUGCGGUCCCAGGUCGCGGGUCACGCGGCAGAGGGGGCGUGGCCUGCCCCCGGCCCUGCCGGCUCUUCUUUGCCUCUGCUGGAGUCCGGGGAGUGGCGUUGGCUGCUAGAGCGAUGCCGGGCCGGAGUCGCGUCGCCUUAGUCCUCCUGGCUGCCGCCGUCAGCUGUGCCGUCGCGCAGCACGCGCCGCCGUGGACAGAGGACUGCAGAAAAUCAACCUAUCCUCCUUCAGGACCAACGUACAGAGGUCCAGUUCCAUGGUACACCAUAAAUCUUGACUUACCACCCUACAAAAGAUGGCAUGAAUUGAUGCUUGACAAGGCACCAAUGCUAAAGGUCAUAGUGAAUUCUCUGAAGAAUAUGAUAAAUACAUUCGUGCCAAGUGGAAAAAUUAUGCAGGUGGUGGAUGAAAAAUUGCCUGGCCUACUUGGCAACUUUCCUGGCCCUUUUGAAGAGGAAAUGAAGGGUAUUGCCGCUGCUACUGAUAUACCUUUAGGAGAGAUUAUUUCAUUCAAUAUUUUUUAUGAAUUAUUUACCAUUUGUACUUCAAUAGUAGCAGAAGACAAAAAAGGUCAUCUAAUACAUGGGAGAAACAUGGAUUUUGGAGUAUUUCUUGGGUGGAACAUAAAUAAUGAUACCUGGGUCAUAACUGAGCAACUAAAACCUUUAACAGUGAAUUUGGACUUCCAAAGAAACAACAAAACUGUCUUCAAGGCUUCAAGCUUUGCUGGCUAUGUGGGCAUGUUAACAGGAUUCAAACCAGGACUGUUCAGUCUUACACUGAAUGAACGUUUCAGUAUAAAUGGUGGUUAUCUGGGUAUUCUAGAAUGGAUUUUGGGAAAGAAAGAUGCCAUGUGGAUAGGGUUCCUCACUAGAACAGUUCUGGAAAAUAGCACAAGUUAUGAAGAAGCCAAGAAUUUAUUGACCAAGACCAAGAUAUUGGCCCCAGCCUACUUUAUCCUGGGAGGCAACCAGUCUGGGGAAGGUUGUGUGAUUACACGAGACAGAAAGGAAUCAUUGGAUGUAUAUGAACUCGAUGCUAAGCAGGGUAGAUGGUAUGUGGUACAAACAAAUUAUGACCGUUGGAAACAUCCCUUCUUCCUUGAUGAUCGCAGAACGCCUGCAAAGAUGUGUCUGAACCGCACCACCCAAGAGAAUAUCUCAUUUGAAACCAUGUAUGAUGUCCUGUCAACAAAACCUGUCCUCAACAAGCUGACCGUAUACACAACCUUGAUAGAUGUUACCAAAGGUCAAUUCGAAACUUACCUGCGGGACUGCCCUGACCCUUGUAUAGGUUGGUGAGCACACGUCUGGCUUACAGAAUGCGGCCUCUGAGACAUGAAGACACCAUCUCCAUGUGACCGAACACUGCAGCUGUCUGACCUUCCAGAGACUAAGACUCGCGGCAGGUUCUCUUUGAGUCAAAAGCUUGUCUUCCUCCAUCUGUUGACAAAUGACAGACUUUUUUUUUCCCCCUAUCAGUUGAUUUUUCUUAUUUACAGAUAACUUGUUUAGGGGAAGUAAAACAAUCAUCUAGAAUUCAUUGAGUUUUGUUUCACUUUGACAUUUGGGGAUCUGGUGGGCAGUCGAACCAUGGUGAACUCCACCUCCGUGGAAUAAAUGGAGAUUCAGCGUGGGUGUUGAAUCCAGCACGUCUGUGUGAGUAACGGGACAGUAAACACUCCACAUUCUUCAGUUUUUCACUUUUACCUACAUAUUUGUAUGUUUUUCUGUAUAACAGCCUUUUCCUUCUGGUUCUAACUACUGUUAAAAUUAAUAUAUCAUUAUCUUUGCUGUUAUUGACAGCGAUAUAAUUUUAUUACAUAUGAUUAGAGGGAUGAGACAGACAUUCACCUGUAUAUUUCUUUUAAUGGGCACAAAAUGGGCCCUUGCCUCUAAAUAGCACUUUUUGGGGUUCAAGAAGUAAUCAGUAUGCAAGGCAAUCUUUUAUACAAUAAUUGAAGUGUUCCCUUUUUCAUAAUUACUCUACUUCCCAGUAACCCUAAGGAAGCUGCUAACUUAAAAAACCGCAUCCCAGGUUCUGUUAAUUUAGUAAAUAAACAAGUCAAAGACUUGUGGAAAAUAGGAAGUGAACCCAUAUUUUAAAUUCUCAUAAGUAGCAUUCAUGUAAUAAACAGGUUUUUAGUUUGUUCUUCAGAUUGAUAGGUAGUUUUAAAGAAAUUUUAGUAGUUACUAAAAUUAUGUUACUUUAUUUUUCAGAAAUCAAACUGCUUAUGAAAAGUACUAAUAGAACUUGUUAACCUUUCUAACCUUCACGAUUAACUGUGAAAUGUAUGUCAUUUGUGCAAGACCGUUUGUCCACUUCAUUUUGUAUAAUCACAGUUGUGUUCCUGACACUCAAUAAACAGUCAUUGGAAAGAG